UCAUACGGGCAACCAUACAUUACCAAUUAAGUUAAAACCAUCUCUCUCUCUCUCUCUCUCUCUCUCUCUCUCUCUCUCUCUCUCUCUCUAAUAUGGAAAGCAAGGUAGCAGUGAAGCUUUUGGGAUUCUGGGUGAGUCCAUUUUCCUUUAGAGUUGAGUGGGCACUGAGACUGAAGGGCGUGGAGUAUGAAUACAUCGAGGAAGACGUCUUCAACAAGAGUCCUCUGCUUCUGGAACUCAACCCAGUUCACAAGAAAGUGCCAGUGCUUAUUCAUGGCGACAAAGUGAUCCUUGAGUCGCUCAUAAUUCUUGAGUACAUCGAUGAGACGUGGAAGCAAUUUCCGAUUUUGCCUCAAGAUCCCUAUGAUAGAGCCAUGGCGCGAUUUUGGGCCAAAUUUGCAGAUGAGAAGUUUAAUGCAUGGACGGUUGUGUGCACCGAAGAAGGAGAAGACAGAGAAAUGUAUCUGAAACAAGUCGUGGAGUCCCUGGAGAAGAUAGAACAAGAGUUGAUCAAAGGGAAAUCCAAGUUUUUCGGAGGGGAAAGCAUUGGUUAUUUGGACAUUGCAAUUGGAUGGAUCUCUUACUGGCUUCCCGUUUGGGGGGAAAUUAUUGGGUCCAUGACAAUCGUAGACCCAACCCGAUUCCCAGCUAUCGCUGGUUGGACGGAGAAUUUCCGCAACCACCCCAUGAUCAAGGACAAGUUACCGCCGAGAGAUAAGAUGGUUGUUUAUUUUCAGUGGCGAAGCAAAGAGAUCAGUGCCCUAAAGGCCUCUGCUAAGAAAGGUUGAUUACCGAAUCUUAAAAUAACUGGCUACAAAGGAUCAGAAUAAAUGAGACCAUAUGCUCUUAGAAAAGGAGGGGGAUUUUAAAUAAACAUGCAUUGUACGAGUUGCCUUGGCUACUUCUCUUUUCCUCAAUUACCUAAUACGAGUACACAUGUUCAUCGUUAAGUAUGAUCGUGCGAUUUGUAUUUUCGUGGCUUCAGCAGUAUAAUUUGCGUAUAGUUUUCGAUCUCAAGC
This is a messenger RNA of Rhododendron vialii, 1019 nucleotides long. RefSeq names its product probable glutathione S-transferase. NCBI's taxonomy places the organism in Eukaryota, Viridiplantae, Streptophyta, Magnoliopsida, Ericales, Ericaceae. The record is from RefSeq and is a predicted model, not a curated record. Gene Ontology annotation, biological process: glutathione metabolic process. Gene Ontology annotation, cellular component: cytoplasm. Gene Ontology annotation, molecular function: glutathione transferase activity. The transcript has 2 exons. The coding region runs from base 93 to 788 and encodes 231 amino acids.